UAUCGUUAUUUUACCACCUCUAUCAACCGGCAAAGUUUGCGUGCUAAUUCAUUUGAUUUAAUUAUUUCAUUUACUCGCCGCACCUGACAGUAAUGCCCAUUACGUAAUGGAGGCAAUUACCUUUGGAGUUCUGACCAUCAGUGACACCUGUUACCAGGAGCCGGCAAAGGAUAAAAGUGGUCCAAAACUGGUAAGGCUCAUCGGCGACUCCUUCCAGAAUGCCGAUGUGAUAGCCAGUGUUGUGCCCGACGAGCAGCAGCUCAUCCAGAGGGAGUUGCACAAAUGGAUUGCUCGGGACGAUCUGCGUGUGAUCCUAACCACUGGAGGGACUGGUUUUGCCCCUCGGGAUGUGACCCCGGAGGCCACGAAGCCGCUGCUGGACAAGGAGUGCCCCCAACUGGCCCUGGUUAUUGCUAUGGCAUCGCUGCAAAAGACCAAGUUUGCGGCUCUUUCCCGUGGAGUCUGUGGCAUUGCUGGAAACACACUGAUCCUGAACUUUCCGGGCAGUGAAAAGGCCGUAACCGAGUGCUUUGAGGCUGUCAGUGAGCUGCUACCACACGCUGUCCAUCUCAUCGGCGAUGAGGUGGCUCUGGUGCGCAAAAUCCAUGCGGAAGUCCAGGGAACGCAAUCCCAAUCCCCAUCUAACGUCAUCACGCGAACUGCCCAUGUGUGUCCCCACAAAACUGGAGCUGGCAGCGAUUCCGAUCGCAAUUCACCAUUUCCCAUGCUGCCUGUCCCAGAGGUGCUCUCCAUCAUCUUCGACACGGUGAAGAGGACCAGCGAUCUGGAGAAGCUACUGUGGCAGCAGACAUCGCCGGUUAACAUACCGCCCUUCAGGGCUUCCAUUAAGGAUGGCUAUGCCAUGAAGUCAACUGGUUUCUCCGGCAGCAAGCGCGUCGUGGGCUACAUAGCUGCUGGAUCUGCACCCAAUGCUGAUCCUCUGGCGGAGGAUGAAUGUUUCAAGAUAAAUACGGGAGCACCGCUCCCUCUGGAGGCUGAUUGUGUUGUCCAAGUGGAGGACACCAAGUUGCUGCAGCGAGACAAGCAUGGGCAGGAGAGCCUAGUGGACAUCCUGGUAGAGCCACAGGCUGGAUUGGACGUGCGAGCUGUGGGUCAUGAUCUAAGCACCAAGGAUCGCAUCUUCCCAUUUCCCGAUGCCUCGCCUGUGGUGGUUAAAUCCCUGCUGGCCUCUGUGGGCAAACGGUCGACUGUGCGACGUCCCAAGGUGGCCAUAGUGUCCACGGGCAGCGAGUUGCUCGCUCCGCACGAUGAGCCUGUGGCGGGCAAGAUCUACGACUCGAAUACCACCAUGUUGGAGGAGCUGCUGCUAUACUUUGGCUUUGAUUGCAUCAAAACCACCGUGCUGAGUGAUAGCUUUGAUGAGACCAAGCAAGCGCUGGCUAAUCUCUUUGAGACCGUGGACUUUGUUAUCUGCAGCGGAGGCGUUUCCAUGGGCGACAAGGAUUUUGUGAAGCCCGUGCUGGAGCAUCUUCAGUUUAAGCUGCACUGUGGCAGGGUGAACAUGAAGCCAGGCAAACCGAUGACCUUUGCUAGCCGGGAUCAGAAGUUUUUCUUCGGACUGCCCGGGAAUCCCGUCUCUGCCUUUGUCACUUUCCACCUGUUCGCCCUGCCUGCCAUCCGUUGGGCAGCUGGCUGGGAUCGUAGCAAGUGCUCUCUGCCCGUAAUCCAAGUCAAGUUGCUUAACGAGCUGCCCUUGGAUGGUCGUCCGGAGUACGUGCGCGCCUCGGUGAUUUCCAAGGCGGGAGAACUUCAAGCCAGAAUAGUUGGAGAUCAAAUCAGCAGCCGGCUGCAGAGCAUUGUGGGUGCGGAUGUGCUCAUCCAUCUACCGGGACGCACCUCAGAGCGAACAUCAGCCAAAGCAGGCCAGGUUUUUUCGGCCUCCGUGCUUCGCUACGACUUUAUCUCCAAGUACGAGUGAGAUCAUGACAAUACGAUGCUAAAAACUUGGUGCUGGGACCCCUCGAAUGUUAGAAAAGACAAGACAUGCCUUCCUAGAUUAGCACAAACAAUUUAUUGUUUCAUCAUAUGUCGCAACCAUGAAGUCUAGAGUGUUCAAAACACUUCAAUGCUUAUCAGUGGGAAACAUAUGUAUGUGCAUAUAGAUUUUUUUAUUUAUCUAUAAGUACA
Messenger RNA from Drosophila serrata, 2148 nucleotides. It is a transcript of the gene cin, whose product is annotated as Molybdenum cofactor synthesis protein cinnamon. Lineage: Eukaryota; Metazoa; Arthropoda; Insecta; Diptera; Drosophilidae. Gene Ontology annotation, biological process: glycine receptor clustering; establishment of synaptic specificity at neuromuscular junction; Mo-molybdopterin cofactor biosynthetic process. The record is from RefSeq and is a predicted model, not a curated record. Gene Ontology annotation, molecular function: molybdopterin molybdotransferase activity. Gene Ontology annotation, cellular component: dendrite; cytoplasm; cytosol.